Messenger RNA from Ricinus communis (castor bean), 2448 nucleotides. Its product is annotated as U-box domain-containing protein 51. The coding region runs from base 1 to 2448 and encodes 815 amino acids. The transcript is spliced from 9 exons. Lineage: Eukaryota; Viridiplantae; Streptophyta; Magnoliopsida; Malpighiales; Euphorbiaceae. Gene Ontology annotation, biological process: protein phosphorylation. The record is from RefSeq and is a predicted model, not a curated record. Gene Ontology annotation, molecular function: protein kinase activity; ATP binding.
AUGGCUCUUUUCCACUCGGAACCUAAGGCUGAUGAAGCUCAUGGUGCUACGGUCAUUGCUAUUGAUUGCGACAAGAACAGCAAAUGUGCAGUCAAGUGGGCAAUCGAUAAUCUUGUAAACAACAAGAAGCCGAAUUGUAUUCUUGUUCAUGUUCAAUGCAAAACCUUGCAUCCUGGGGAUCGUACAGGCCAUAUACCUAAAGAAGGUCGCCCACCAACUCAACAAGAGUUGCAGCAGUUCUUCCUCCCCUACCGAGGAUAUUGUGCGAGAAGAGGAAUUGAAACAAAGAAUGUAGUUUUACAUGACAUUGAUGUUCCAAGUGCACUUACUAACUACGUUGUUCUCAACAAAGCUUCCAAUAUUGUUCUUGGUGCAUCUCGCAGGAAUGCUCUUACAAGGAAAUUUAAGAAUCCAGACGCUCCUUCGACAUUGCUCAAAUCCGCACCAGAAUCCUGUGCAGUAUAUGUCAUAUCGAAAGGAAAACUUCAGACGUUGCGUCCAGCAAGUCGACCUCUUACCGCUUCUGAUUCCACAUCUUCAAAUAUUUCUUCAGAUUCUUCCCAGCAGCAUCAUUCACCACCUGCUACUACUAACAAUGCAUCUUCUACACGGCAACACAAUCAUUUGGAAGUACCUCAGAGUUCAAGUAUCCCGCCAUCCGAGUUACAAAUAAGCUUUUCUGAAAGUCGGAAAAGUGAUGAAACGUUUCCUGAUAGAGGCAGCGAUUCCAUGCACAGAGCAGAACAUGAAUAUUAUGAAUUCAGCUCCAAGACACAUUCACCUGCGCCAUCUAUAGAUGAUCACUCAUCAGAUUUGUUGCAUAGGGAUUCCAUAUCAGAUGGCAAUGAAAUCUCAUCAGGGCCUAUAAGUAUCCGAUCAGCUGACAUGUCCUAUGAAAAUGUAGAUUUCUCCCCAAAGUCUGGAAGUCUCAAGAACCCCAAUUCCUCGCAACUUGCUCAUCUAUUAGAUGCAGAAAUGAGAAGAUUAAAGCUUGAGCUGCAGCAUUCUAUGCAAUUGUUUAGAACAGUUACUAACGAAACUGUUCUGGCCAAGCAGAUGGUAAGGGAGCUUCACCGGUUAGAGUCAUUGGAAUCGCAGAAGUCGGAAGAAUCAAAAUUGGCUGAAAGAGCUGCAUUGACAUUGGCAGAAAUGGAGAAGCACAAGAAAAAGGUUGCUUCGGAAGCAGUACAAGCAGUUAAGAAGCUAGCAGAUCUAGAAGCACAAAAGAGGAAUGCAGAAAUGAGGGCUCAGCGGAAGAAGAACAUGGAAACUAUGGCAAACGAUGAUUUUAGAUGCAGAAGAUACACUAUUGAUGAGAUAGAGGUUGCAACACAACACUUUGCACCCUCCCAUAAGAUUGGCGAAGGUGCAUAUGGACCUGUUUUUAGAGGCAUGCUUAAUCACAUUGCUGUUGCCAUCAAGAUCUUGAGGCCAGACUUGUCGCAAGGGCUGAAGCAAUUCCGACAGGAGGUUGACGUGUUAAGCAGCUUGAGACAUCCACACAUGGUUAUCCUGCUCGGAGCAUGUCCUGAAUACGGUUGCCUUGUGUACGAGUACAUGGAAAAUGGCAACUUAGAAGAUCGUCUCUUCAGGAAAGACAACACUCUUCCAAUACCAUGGAGAACCCGGUUCAAAAUAGCAUAUGAAAUCGCAGCAGCCCUUCUUUUCCUCCAUGAAACAAAACCAGAACCAUUGGUGCAUCGUGAUCUGAAGCCUGCAAACAUUCUUUUAGACCGAAACUAUGUGAGCAAAAUCAGUGAUGUGGGUUUGGCCAGGCUUGUUCCACCAUCUGCAGCUAAUAAUGUUAGUCAAUAUCGCAUGACAGCAGCAGCUGGUACAUUCUAUUAUAUUGAUCCUGAAUAUCAGCAGACAGGAUUAUUGGGUGUCAAGUCAGACUUGUAUUCAUUUGGCGUAGUUCUAUUACAACUUCUUACAGCAAAACCUCCGAUGGGUCUAUCCUGCCAAGUUGAGGAUUCAAUCCAAAACGGAACAUUUUCAGACGUGCUUGACCCAGCAUUGACAGAUUGGCCUGUUGAAGAUUGUUUAUCGCUUGCAAAGAUAGGGGUGAAAUGCUGUGAGUUGAGGAAAAAGGAUAGACCAAAUCUUGCUAACGUUAUUCUGCCAGAGCUGGAACGGUUGACAGAUCUUGCAAUGGCUAAUGAAGCCAUUGAACCUGAAACAACCAUACCACUAACUAGUCCUAUUGAUUUAAUUUCAGAAGCACAAAGAUAUUCAAGUGAGAUAAUUUCGAAACGGAGACGGCAGCAGCAAUUCAAGUCUAUGAGCAAGAGGUGGAUCUUCAAGAACAGCCCUGGUAAAUCCAGCACUAAUGAUCAGCCGCCAUUACCAUCAUCACCUUCAGGAAAAUCGGACAUGAUCUCAUUCCAAGGUUGCUGGUCACCAUUUGUGAGCUGCAUUUCAGUGCAUGAUCCUCCGACACAUAGAUGA